AUGAUCAUUAAGACCACCGCUUACUCUACUUUGGUUGGGGGAGCCGGAGCUUCACAACCAGCCUUUGACGACGCUGCGAAUGACCUCAACGCACUUCAUGCCAUCAACAAAAUCGAGUUCAACUCUGGUUGGGUCGUUGACGGAAUCAGGGUCACAUACAGCACAGAGCUAGGACUUGAACGCGUGAAAGUUCAUGGAACCUUCAACGAGGCUCACGUACGAGACAAGGUUGUGACAAUCGCAGGCAUUGCCGCGAUGGGCUUGCAUGGUCAUCCAAACGGCCGAUACGACUACGGUGAUUGCAUCCAGAAAAUACGCUUCCGCAUUACCAACUCGAAAACAGGGAGCGAGCGUCACACUGAGUACUUUGGAGCCGCUGAACAGCUCCAAAAUCCCCAGGAGUUCAAGUGGGAAGGACGUCUCUCCUCCUUUGCUGGCAUCGCGGACAACAGCCUCAGCCAAGUAGGCCUCAAAGGAUUGAAGUUUGGUCAAAUCACCGGCAAGGUCGUUUUGGCUGAAUCUAUUCCCUAUGGGGGUGGCCGCAGCCCCGAGCUCAUGGGACAAGAGUACAAUGACCUACAAAGUUUCGGUGCAGAGCUUGACUUCCAGAAACCUAUCAAAUCUAUCGAGGUCUGGUCGGGCCAAGUUGUCGAUGGCCUUCUUGUGACAUACAACCUGGCGGAUGGUAGCACCAAGGAUGUGAUGCAUGGUGCUGGGGGCGGAGGAAAGACUAAAAUUUCUCUCUCUCCCACAGAGCGCAUUGUUGAGGUUAAUGGAAUCUACGGUGUUGCAUCUCCUACCACCAACUGGGGCACUCAGAUUCAGCUUUUGACCUUGAAGAUCCACGAUUCUGCUACUGGCUUUUACCGCCAUACGGCCUCUUUCGGCAUUCCUAGUCAGAGUGACUUUGUCCAAGAAACUCGCAAGGAUCUCUGCGUCCGUGGACCUCUCGUCGGGUUUGCAGGAGUUGCUAAUAAUAGUGCCAACCAGGAGCACCAUUCGGCGUUGCUUGCCUUGCUUGUGCGUUCUCACACGUCUUUGGCUGCUCUUUCUGCCUAUGCGAGCACUGCUUCGCCCCCUGUUGCCCAGGCCCUUAGAGGAUGUAUACAGGCGUUUGCUGCUGCCGACGAGGGACUGCGCGGGUACGCUGUGGCCUUGGAAGGGUGGAAGGAAGAGUUGAAAGAGGUCAAGCGCGUGGAAGACGAACUCAAGGCAGUCGUCAAGGAUAAAGACAUUUUAGUAAACCGCCUCAUCAAAGCAAGCAAGCAAAAGAUCCCAACAUCUUCCAUACAGGCUGGCCCCGCUCCCAUACCUCACGGAUCCUCACCCUCUUCAUCGUCCUUUUCCCUCCCCACGUCUCAACCAUACAGUUACACACCCACUCCCCACGCAACGCAACACAUCAAUUCGAAAUUGGCCCAGGCUCAGAGAGAGUUGCAGGCAUGUGAAACACACUUGGCAGGCAAGGAAGCCGAGCUCGCCGAGGUGAGACGCAGUGCCAUUGCAGAGGGAAUGGCCAGGCGAUGUCGAGCCAUGGCGGAUGCGGGACAUGUUUGGCGUGAGACAGGCGAGGUGGGAUUGAGCACAUUGGGAGAGCUUAGUAAUGAGGACGCGAGUGCCGCUCCACCUCAACUCCCGCACUAUAACCCACCACGCCGCACAUUCUCCACUCAUUCUUCCGGUUCAUCAUCCUUAGCCCCAUCACACUCGGCAUCUCAACAACGACACUCGCGCUCUCAGUCCCCGUUCUCCCCAGCCUACUCACAUGGCAGUCGUUCCGCAUCACCCGGUCCGGGGACAUACCACUCCAUCAACGGAGGAUACCAACACUCUCACCCACUCCCCGCUCUACCCGAACGCAACUCGUGGCACGUAGAAGACACACCUGUCCGACGACCCGAACCGAGUCGAAGACCCAUUAGCCUGAUUGAUCCUCCCAGAGCACCGGCACUACACCGUCGACCCAUCUCGUCACACGAACUCCCCCCGCUGCCGGACGAAGUCCGAUUCGAUAUCCCGCCUCCGCAUUCGAUCGGACACGAUACUAACGAAUUCAUCCCCCUCGGCCGGCCCGUUUCGUCUACUGACCAUUCUGGAUCCGGAGACCGAUGGGCCGACUCGAGUUCGGACGAAGGUGGAGGAGAAUACCGAGUGGUGGAGAAUGAGGGAGGUGUAGGCAGGACAUGGGAAGAUGAUGUCGAUCCGGAGAUUUUGAGAGCUGUUGAACGGAUGGGGAUGGUUGUUCCCGUCAAGGAGGAGAGGCAGAGACAAGAGGUGCUGCGUUUUACUUGCUUACUCUUUGCGUUGAUUCUAAUGAGUCUUCGGAAUACCCCGCCUACCCCGCCUGAUACGGUUUCGUCCUCGAGUCCGGCUAGGUUGCCAGAUGUGAAGAUUAUCGAGGCUACACCGCAAAAGACCAAGGGAAAGGGAAAGAAAAAGACCAAGCGGACCAAGAGGGACGAGGAGGUUGGGCAGAGUGAUCAGCCAGUGAGGCGGAGCGAGCGCGGCGUACUUGGGCGGGCCGACGACGAUACGGUUGUACUGGCUCCCACGCCAACUGCGAGUGCACGUGUGCCCGAGCCUGCUCCCAAGGUUAUUUCGAGCGAAACUAGCACCAAGGCUAUUCCUAGCCAGCCCAGCGCCAGGGCUAUUCAUAGCGACACCGUUCCCAGAGCUGUUUCUCCUAGGCCCGCUUCGCCCGCUCCCGCUUCACCCGUCGUGGCUCCCAGGAUUGCUUCACCUGCUCCCAGGGCUGUUUCGCCUUCUCCCAGGGAUGCUCCACCUGCCCCGGUUCCUGCCCACAGAGUCGCUUCUCCCUCGCCCGCACCUGCUCCUCGAGUCGCGUCGCCCGGGCCAUCGCAUAUAAAGCCCACCUCUCCUGUUCUCGCCCCCACGUCAACUCUCUCGGCCCCCGCUCCUGUUCCUGCGUCAGUUCCCCAGCCUACGAUGCUCCAGAUCGCCCAUGCACCCGUGCCCGCACACGAGCUCUCUCGUCCUCUGAGCCCCAUCUCGCCCGUGUCUAUUCUCAGGACAUCAUCAUCAUCGGCGCCACCCGGCGACCCGCGCGGCAAUGACGUCAAUCCGGACACAUUCCCAGCAUUGCGCUUGGCUGCCGGGAUCCAAGAUUCAUCAUCAUCAUUACCACCAUCAUCCUCAUCGAAACCAAUCGCGAACGAGGUCGAGACUCUCUCGCCAGAGGGUAUAUUCCAGACCAGCCAAGGGGUUGCGAUCGAAGAGCCACAAGCGCCCUCGACUGCGUACAACACGCCUAGACCACCGCCGAGUUUACUGGAAGCGGCCGAAACGGCUGAUUCCCCCGUUGUAUUAGACGACACCCCGGCCCCCGAGGUUCCAAAAGCGCCCUUACUUCUCGAGGUACCAAAAGCGGCUUCUGUCCUGGGUUCGCCAAAAGAAGCGACUCCAUCACUGCUCGACACGCCAAAAGCUCCCUCGACCGUGUUCGAAACUCCGAGAGCUCCACCGAGCGUGUUGGACACGCCCAAGGCCGCCUUGUUUUCCCCGGCUCUGCAUCCUGAAAGCGUGUACCAGACACCGCAGGCUAUUCCGUCGGAUAUCCCCCGCGUACCGCAGUACGAGACGCCCGGGAUGGUACAACCCGAGAGUCCUCGGUCGCCCAAAUCGCCCAAAGCGCAACUUGCCAAGCCGUCCAAACCCACCGACGUUCCGAAAUCUCCCAAGGCUGAGCAGACGGGAUUGAUUACCCCCAUGGCCACUGGCGGCUCUCAUUCGAAAUCGCACAUGGUCGCGUCGGCGUCGGAGCCUCUUGGGCAAGACCGUCCGAAGACCAAGUCGACGUCCAAGCGACGGACCGUGAGCGGGGACGACACCCCAGCUCGGAAAAAGACGACCAAGAAAAAGGGACAUUCGCGCCAGACGAGCGCGGUUGAAUCGGUUCGGCCCAGUGUCCAGCCUCGUCAGCCGAGUGCGGAGGAACGUGCGGAUUUGGCUGCCAUGUUGCGUGAUUCGGACGGGAGCGCGCCGCAUGUGCGGUUCCCACCUCCGUCUGCCCCCGCUGCUUCUCCGGGUGGGACUAUGUUUGUGGCUAGUGCUCCGCCACCUCGAUCUCAACCUGGUGCACUCUAUCUUCCCUCGAACGGCGGCGCCGGCGGCGGGGGGACGACGCGAUCGGAUGUCGGACCUGCGAGGGGCAACCAUUUCGAUGUUGCUCCGUCCCCCAUUGCUUCUGCCCUGGUCGCAACCGGUCUGGAUCCCUCGUCCGACGACGAUCAUCGCCCCGGUAACCUCGUCACUGUGACCAACGUCAAUCCUCGUUUGGUAGCUGUCGACAAUACCGCCCCCGGGUCUCCAAAGCGUAACGCGCUGGGACGCAAGUUGACCAAGGCCGACAAGGGACAGACGUUACGAGUGGGUCCGCCCCCCGAGUCGCCUACGCGGACAAGAAAACCGUCGAUCACCGAGGAGCAGAUUGUCCCCGCCAAAGCCAAGAAAGCCAAGUCCCGCUCGGUCGACGGUGGAGGAUUGAUGGCGAUCGUCGAGGGACCAGGGCUUGUCUUGCCUUCUGAACUUGCUGCUCGACGAACUGAUUCACCUGGUCCUGGCCCUCGAGCCGAGUCUCCUGCACCUGUUCGGCCUCAUACUUUGGCGGUUCCUCCUGCUACGGCUGUGUCCCCCGCUACGACUGCUUCUCCUAGGCCCGUUCGAGCGACUUCACCUAUGCCUUUGAAGAGUGCCCUACGUAAUAGGACGCCUUCGCCGUUACCUCCCGCAAGGGAUGCUCCAUCUCAGCCUGCUUUGGCUGUCCCCCCUACCAACGCCCCUGCUCAAUCUCCCCGCAAUAGUAUCGCUGAAUCCAUUUACGAGACGGGCGAAGAGGACUUUGAUUCUGCGACCGAGGGCGAUGAUGAUAGGAGCGAUGUCACCGCAUCUGGACCUUCCAAACCUACCAGCAUCCCAGUCCCCGCCUCCACCCAGGUCGUUCAUUCUCCCGGUGCCGCACUUGCCGCAUUCAAGGACGGUCUCCAAGCAUCUACCUCUGGAGGAUCUGUAUCUACCGCCGGUCCUAAAUCUGCCAACAGCACCCGUAAGAGCGUCCGCAUCAAUCCUGCCCCGCCUCAAAUGAGCGCUACCCCAACUGCCACGCCCGGUCUGAACUCGACGAGGAGCCAUCUUGGACGCCCAAGGAGCACAAGGCCAGCACUUCCUCUUCUGGCGCAUGGGCGAGCCGAAUCGGGAGGGGAUGGGAAGAUAGCAGCGACGAAUCGAUCGACGAGGAAUAUGAGCGUGUUCGAAGCGCACUGGCGACGAGCUCGAAACAUAUGGAGCUAUGAAUAG
This is a messenger RNA of Rhizoctonia solani, 5313 nucleotides long. RefSeq names its product proteophosphoglycan ppg4. Gene Ontology annotation, biological process: eisosome assembly; negative regulation of protein kinase activity; endocytosis. The record is from RefSeq and is a predicted model, not a curated record. Gene Ontology annotation, cellular component: eisosome filament; plasma membrane. Gene Ontology annotation, molecular function: lipid binding. The coding region runs from base 1 to 5313 and encodes 1770 amino acids. The transcript is spliced from 16 exons. NCBI's taxonomy places the organism in Eukaryota, Fungi, Basidiomycota, Agaricomycetes, Cantharellales, Ceratobasidiaceae.